AUGGCUUCGAAUAUCAAGACCGGAGAGACCAAAGAGACAGAUAGACAUGGCACGCAAACUCGGCUAACACUUUCCCCUCCCCCCCUCCCCUGUGAAGCCCUCCCCCCGGACCGCCGACCGCUCGUCAUCUCAGGCCCCUCGGGCGUCGGCAAGGGCACCCUGUACAAGAUGCUCUUCGACCGGCACCCAGAGACCUUCACCCUCUCCGUCUCGCACACGACCCGCGCCCCGCGGCCGGGCGAGUCCGACGGCGUGCACUACCACUUCGUCAGCAUGGAGGACUUCGAGUCGCUCAUCGGCAAGCAGGGCUUCGUCGAGCACGCCAAGUUUGGCGGCAACCGCUACGGCACGAGCAAGAUGACCAUCGAGGAGCAGGGCGCCAAGGGCCGCGUCGUGGUGCUCGACAUCGAGAUGGAGGGCGUCAAGCAGAUCAAGCAGUCGACCAUGUCGGCGCGGUACAUCUUCAUCGCGCCGCCGUCCGAGGAGGAGCUCGAGAAGCGCCUGCGCGGCCGCGGCACCGAGAAGGAGCAGAGCAUCCAGAACCGCCUGCAGCAGGCCAAGCUGGAGCUCGAGUACGCCAAGACCCCGGGCGUCCACGAGAAGAUCAUCGUCAACGACGACCUCGAGAAGGCCUACAAGGAGCUCGAGGACUUUGUCUACAAGCCGCUCGAGUCAUGA
This is a messenger RNA of Thyridium curvatum, 678 nucleotides long. RefSeq lists its product as uncharacterized. Gene Ontology annotation, biological process: purine nucleotide metabolic process. The transcript has 3 exons. Bases 1 to 678 code for a protein of 225 amino acids. Gene Ontology annotation, molecular function: GMP kinase activity. Gene Ontology annotation, cellular component: cytosol. NCBI's taxonomy places the organism in Eukaryota, Fungi, Ascomycota, Sordariomycetes, Thyridiales, Thyridiaceae. The record is from RefSeq and is a predicted model, not a curated record.